Messenger RNA from Paecilomyces variotii, 1877 nucleotides. Its product is annotated as putative sterol 24-c-methyltransferase. Gene Ontology annotation, cellular component: endoplasmic reticulum. Gene Ontology annotation, biological process: ergosterol biosynthetic process. The record is from RefSeq and is a predicted model, not a curated record. Lineage: Eukaryota; Fungi; Ascomycota; Eurotiomycetes; Eurotiales; Thermoascaceae. Gene Ontology annotation, molecular function: sterol 24-C-methyltransferase activity. The coding region runs from base 382 to 1515 and encodes 377 amino acids. The transcript is spliced from 3 exons.
CUUCCCCGGCCGGACUCCGAGGACUCCUGGCUCAGCUUGCGCCCCCACAACUCCAUGCAGCUUCGCGGACCGGAUUCUCUUUGUUCCUGCAGCGGGCGCGUCGCUCUGGCUUGAUUGGCUGCGCUAAGACCGCUCGACGCUCUCCUUUCUCACGCUGCGGUCUCCCCCAGCGCUCGCUCAUAUUAAGCCUGCCGCCUACUCUGUUAUUUCCAACGGUUCGUGGCCUUUUCUUUUCAUUCAGCGCACUUCAAUUGACCCAGAUACUCCUUGCAGAGAGGUCUGGUAGUUGCUUGAUUGCCUUUUGUUCAAGAGACACUAGUCUGUUAUAAUUUAUUUCUUUUCACAUCGCGAGCCCCUUAAUCUCUCGCCAUCUCCUUCACAAUGGCCCCAGCAAAGUUGGAAGAGGAGAACCACCAGCGCGAUGCUGAGUUCAACCGCGCGAUGCAUGGCAAGUCUGCUGAGAGCCGUGGAGGUCUCGCAGCCAUGCGCAGCAAGGAUUCUAAAGCGCAGAAGGCUGCUGUUGAUGAGUACUUUAAGCACUGGGACAACAAGUCCGCGGAGGAAGAGACUGAAGAGAUCAGAGAGGCGCGACGAGCUGAAUACGCCACGUUGACGAGACACUAUUACAAUCUUGCUACGGAUUUCUACGAGUAUGGAUGGGGAAGCUCAUUCCAUUUCUGUCGAUUCAACCGUGGCGAGCCAUUCCUCCAGGCUAUCGCUCGUCACGAGCACUAUCUGGCUCUUCAGAUGGGUCUGAAGGAAAACAUGAAGGUGCUGGAUGUUGGCUGUGGUGUUGGCGGUCCUGCUCGUGAGAUGGUCAAGUUCUCCGGUGUCAAUGUUGUCGGUCUGAACAACAACGACUACCAGAUUCAGCGAGCUACGAACUACGCUGCCCGCGAAGGCCUCUCCGACAAGUUGAGCUUCAAGAAGGGCGACUUCAUGCAGAUGUCCUUCCCCGACAACACCUUCGAUGCUGUCUAUGCGAUCGAGGCUACCGUGCAUGCGCCCAGCCUGGAGGGCGUCUACAGCCAGAUCUUCCGUGUCCUGAAGCCUGGUGGUGUGUUUGGUGUCUACGAAUGGCUUAUGACUGACGAGUACGAUAACAACAACCCCGAACACCGCAAGAUUCGACUAGGGAUCGAGCAGGGUGACGGUAUCUCAAAUAUGGUCACGGUCUCUGAAGGUCUCGCCGCUUUCAAGGCUGCAGGAUUCGAGCUUAUCCACGCUGAGGACCUCGCAGAACGCCCUGAUGAAAUCCCGUGGUACUACCCCCUUGCCGGCUCGUGGAAGCAUUUGACCUCGCCGUGGGAUGUCCUUACCAUCGCCCGUAUGACCUGGUGGGGACGUGGUAUUGCCCAUCGCUUCGUUGGUGCUAUGGAAAAGAUUGGGCUCUUCCCCAAGGGGUCUCAGAAGACGGCUGACAGUCUGGCCUUGGCGGGUGACUGCCUGGUCGCUGGUGGUGAAAAGAAGCUGUUCACUCCUAUGUACUUGAUGGUCGGACGAAAACCGGAGUGAACGUUGACGAGGUUCUGAAUUGCCUUCCUUCUAUUCUUUUCCGGCACGGGUCUUACUUCUAGCGGACAUCAGAAUCGGUGUCUGCGAUUCUGUUUCAUGCAUUGCCUUCUUCCCCGGAUACUCAAAAUUACUGUAAUAUUUCUUUUAGUUGUUCUCUUUUCGAUUGCACCUUUCCCUGCAACUGGACGGGCGAACAGGUCGACCUGUGCAUUAUGUUACUAUAGCGCUUCAAGAUUCACUGUGUCCUGAACUCAUGUAUGUAUAUGGUAGUAAAGCCAGUGGCAGAAUGAACCAAGAUAAUCAUGUCUUAAUCUGAACUGUUCCUUCUAUUUCAAAUAUCCUUGCCAUGUUAUUAAAGUCCG